Messenger RNA from Cajanus cajan (pigeon pea), 1134 nucleotides. Its product is annotated as cytokinin riboside 5'-monophosphate phosphoribohydrolase LOG3. NCBI's taxonomy places the organism in Eukaryota, Viridiplantae, Streptophyta, Magnoliopsida, Fabales, Fabaceae. The record is from RefSeq and is a predicted model, not a curated record. Gene Ontology annotation, molecular function: hydrolase activity, hydrolyzing N-glycosyl compounds. Gene Ontology annotation, biological process: cytokinin biosynthetic process. Gene Ontology annotation, cellular component: cytosol; nucleus.
GAGACUCUGAAGAGUAGUAGCGAAGCAAGCAUAGAGUCUUGUGUAGUAGGACUGUAAUUUUGUGUUUGUGCUGUGUUUGCUGCUUCCUUUACACUCACACUUGUAUUUCUAAACAGGGGAAGUUAGUGUUAGAAAAAAGAAUUUGGAGGCAGACUCAAACACGUUACAAAAUCUGUGUGUGUGUGUGUAAGUUAAUAUAACUAACUAUCCACCUUACAACUAACAAAUGGACACACGAAGUGAGAUAAUGCAUUCAAAGUUCAAGAGGAUUUGUGUCUUCUGUGGUAGUAGCCCCGGCAAGAAAACUAGUUAUCAAGAUGCUGCCAUUCAACUUGGCAACGAAUUGGUCUCAAGGAACAUCGAUCUGGUGUAUGGAGGGGGAAGCAUUGGUCUAAUGGGAUUGGUUUCACAAGCUGUUCAUGAUGGUGGUCGCCAUGUCAUUGGAGUUAUUCCCAAGACGCUCAUGCCUCGAGAGCUAACUGGUGAAACAGUGGGAGAAGUAAAAGCUGUUGCUGAUAUGCACCAAAGGAAGGCAGAGAUGGCGAAGCAUUCAGAUGCUUUUAUUGCCUUACCAGGUGGAUAUGGGACUCUAGAAGAGCUUCUUGAAGUCAUAACAUGGGCACAACUUGGGAUUCAUGACAAACCGGUGGGACUAGUAAAUGUUGAUGGAUACUUCAAUUCUUUGCUGUCAUUUAUUGACAAAGCUGUGGAAGAGGGAUUUAUCAGUCCAAAUGCUCGCCACAUAAUUGUAUCAGCACCAACAGCAAAAGAGUUGGUGAAGAAAUUGGAGGAUUAUGUUCCUUGUCAUGAGAGUGUUGCUUCCAAGUUGAGCUGGCAGAUGGAACAGCAGCUUGCUUACCCUCAAGAUUAUGACAUUUCAAGGUAGUUGGGUUUCUUCACAUGCACGGAAGAUGAGGCCAUAUAGAAUUUUGAAACUGGAAGAAGUUAAUUAUUUUCACCUAUCUAUUCUGUUUUUAUCCUUUUAAUUUCUUGUGUAAAUUACCAGGAUCGACCUUAAUAUGUGAGACUACUUUAUUAGUUAUUACCUUGUGAAACUUCGAUUUUGUUGAAGUUGUAAGUACCCGCUUCUGAACUUAUUACUAUUGAAUGCCAAUUAAUUUUUACGUUGAACUA